UUUUAAAAGAUCCGAGUCAUUUAAAUCGAUUCACUAGUGAUUCAACAGGGCGGGAGAGGAAGUGAUCUAGAGCAGCUCCAGAGCUAAACAUUUCUACAGAAUUCAUUAUAUGAUAUAUGUAAAUAAAUAAAUUAACAGCUCUAUGUAGCCUUUAGGAUAUUAUUAAUUAAGGAACCCCACGUUAAUCUUUAUAAAAUGGGAUAUAAAAUACUAAUACUACUAUUCAUUAUUUAAUAACAACAACAACAACAAUAACAAUAAUAACAAUAAUAAGUAUUAUUGUUAUUAUUGUUAUUGUUAUUAUUAUUAAUAAUUAUAUCGAAGGCGAAUCGGUUCGUUUUGUUCCACCUCGAGAUUCAUUUAAAAGAACGAAUCAUUUGCAAGCGACACAUGAGGGCAGUCAGAGACACAGACUGGAGCAGAGGCGGUGAUCUUCUCUUCACUCUACACCAAUCGAGAAUGAUUCACUAAUGCCAUCAAGAUCUGCGCGAUCAGAACCAGACUCCUGGGCAUUGAGAGGUUCAACUGGGCUUCAGUGAAGUGAAGCAUCCCUCGGCUGUGUAUAUACCUGGGAGGAGCAGGAGAGGAUGAAGAGAUGGAGACAGAAUAAGAGCUGUAGUGUGUGCUGAUCACACGAGCUUCCCCUUCUUAUCUUCAGCCAUAAUCCCAGCCAUGGAGGGGAAAGAUGAGUUUCUCUGCGGGGUUGUUGAAGGUUUCUAUGGGCGGCCCUGGUCCAUGGAGCAAAGAAAAGUGCUGUUUCAGUGGAUGCAAAGAUGGGGUUUGAACACAUAUCUGUACGGCCCUAAAGAUGACCUGAAGCACCGUUUGCUGUGGAGAGAGGUGUACUCAACAGAGGAGGAAGCCCAGCUGAAAGCAUUGGUGCAUGAAGCUGAGUCGAGAGGAUUGAGAUUUGUGUAUGCUCUCUCUCCUGGUCAGGAUAUUGUCUUUUCCAGCUCCUCUGACCUCACACUUCUGAAGCGUAAACUUCGACAGGUGGCAGAACUGGGCUGCCAGGCAUUUGCCAUUCUGUUUGAUGACAUCGACCACUCAAUGUGUCAAGCCGAUAGUGAGGCAUUCUCCUCAUUUGCUCAUGCUCAGGUGUCUGUGACCAAUGAGAUCUUCCGUUUCCUGGGGGAGCCAGCUGUCUUCCUGUUCUGCCCCACUGAGUACUGCAGCUCACUCUGCUCUCCCAGCGUGUCUAAGUCUCCAUACUUGCUGACAGUGGGAGAAGAUCUCCUGCCCCGCAUCUCAGUCAUCUGGACCGGAAAUAAGGUCAUCUCUCGGGAGCUGAGCGCUGAUUCGCUGAUGGAGGUGCAGUCAGUGUUACAGCGCCCUCCGCUGGUGUGGGACAAUCUUCACGCUAACGAUUACGAUUCACGCCGAGUCUUCCUAGGGCCAUUUAAGGGCCGUCCUUCUGGCCUCCAAGCUCAUCUCAGGGGUCUGCUGCUGAACCCUAACUGCGAAUUUGAAGCAAACUACAUUCCUCUACACACACUUGGGACAUGGCACAAAGCAGGGAAGGAGAAGAGAGAAGGUAAAGGUCAUCAGUACUCUCCGGAGCGAGCUCUUUCUUCUGCACUAAAAGACUGGAUGACUGAUCUGCACCAACCUCUACAGCCUGGACGGCAGAACAGGCCUACCGAACAGAAACCAUCUGCUCUUUCCUCCAAACCUAAACCUCCUGAAUGCUUAGACAAUCUGCAUGGAGCCCAGUCUAAAUCUCCAUCUGCUGCUGGGGCUCUGGUUUCUUCUUCCACCUCAGUGUUGAAGGUCUCGGCUGAGACUGAGAGUGAGGAGCGGGUUUCUGGAUGCAAUGGCUGGGAGAAGGCUUCAGGAAAGAGUUUAUGUUCUGGGAAAUCUCCACUUACUGAGGCCCAAGUGCAACUGCUGGUGGGACUGUACUACUUACCACAUGAGCAUGGCCCAUCUGCCCAGAACCUGCUGCAGGCACUUACCUGGCUUAAAAGCCACUGCCAUUAUGUCAGUGUCAACGGCAGCAGCAAGAAGAUGCAACCACAGAAGAUGGAGGAGUGGCGGGUACGGGCAGGACGCUUUCUGCUUGCUUGUGACGAGAUUGCAGUUCUGCAUGGCAGUGUGGUGAACAGCGUGAACAGAGCUGUACUCUAUGACCUUUACCCAUAUGUCUGGGACCUGAGAAACACACUGCUUGUUGCCAAGGCCUUCAUCAGUUGGCUUGAGGGUCGCGUGAUAAGUGAAAGUUCUUCGCUGGGUUCCUGGAAAAACUGUUUUCAUUGGUGUGGAGCCUCAUCAGGGGCAGAGCUUCUUGGUGUGGAAGCAGAGCCUUGGGCAUUUAAAGGAGGGCUGUCUGGGGAAGUGCAGAUGCUACUUCCUGUAGGCACCAGCAGUGAGCUGUUUAGCCACCCCCCUCCUCUCUUUCCCACCUCUCGUCUGUACAACAUACGGCCCUUCCAGCACAAAGACAAGGCGGAGCUGUACCGCAUGGUUCGCCAGCUUUAUCAGAAAACUAGAGGUGCUCAGGAUGUGACUGUUCUUCACCCAGACUUCAUCGGGGACAGGUUAAAUAAAUAUGCAAACCUUGCAGAAGUAGCUUCACAGAGGUGUUUAGGUGCAUCUCUGGCUCUGUGCCCAGAGUACAGCUUUGUCCUAGAGGAUGAGUUGGGUGUGUGUGGGUGUGUUGCUGGUAUUCUGGAUGUACGCUCAUUUGUCAAGAGGUGCCAGGCCACCUGGCUGCCUGCUAUAAGAGACAAAUACCCCACACGCACAUAUGUUGCUAACGGACACACUGCCCAGAAGGAGGCGCUCAUGAGCUUGCUUGAAGAGCAGGAUUACCCAGACUCCCUGCUGUACCACUUCCCAUCUCAAAUCAGGCUUGAAGCACUGCCUGAACUGGUGGACUGCAGUGUCAGCAGGAGCCUGCUCACGUCCCUGCUCACAGCACUCAAAGCUAACGGUUCCCAGGGUGUGUUUUGCGAGGUGCAGCCGACAGACCGGCUAAGAUUGGAGUUCCUCACUAAGCUGGGCUUUCUGGAGAUUGUGAGAGGAGAGGCAUGCUCCACAGAGGGACUGAUCCUAGGCAGGCUGCUUUAGAGCCUUAACCAGCUCACAAACAAUCCCUGAUGAUAUAAUUUAACUUUUUUGGGCAAAGAUACAUGUUAAAAGCCCUGCAAUUCAAGGACAUUUUCGUUCUGAUGCAUCUUUCAACACGUCCUCCUCCACUUCCCUUAUGAUGUUAUAUUUAGAUAUAAUACACAUUACUGAUCAAUUAGCAUACUCUAUUAGCUCAAGAUCAGAUUGUUAAAUGACCCUUUGCAGGGAGCAGAAAUUACCCAACAUGCACUGCAAUCAAAGAGAGAGCAAUAAAAUAUUACUUAUUUUAAAUAUAUACUUUUAAUAUGUUGAAUUUUGCUUUUUAAUUUUAAUUCUGUAAAAGACAGCAAAUGGAAUGUUAUUAUGGUACUCUGUUCACUGCAUAGUAAAUCUGCUCUCCACUACAUGCUCAAUCUGUCCUUCUGCAAGUGACUACUUGUAUCAUGUAGAUGGUACAAACUUCCCUGUAAAGUGAAUAAGUCGAUGAGGACCUGUUGCAAGCAGUAUUGGAAUACAGGGCUGUUUUUGGGGCUAAACAUGCACUUUGCCCAAAACAUGCUGUUGACUAACAGUCAACUGGCCACUGUGGCCUGGUUAGCAUGAAGCUAACUACUCUACACUAGCCUUUAAAUUAUAAGCACCAUCAAUGUUACGAUUGGUGCAUUCCUUAAAAGCGAUGAAUGCAAUUUAUUUGUGAUUUAUUAGCACCAUUUAACAUCUUUACCGGAGUUUGUUUAAAGCUUCAUCAUAGCACUUAGCAGGAGACUCCAAGAUGUUUCAGACUAAACUAGUUAUUAGAAAUAUGAAGUCCUUUACUGGCCCUUACUUCUUGGACUUGUGUUCAUAAAGUAAGGGAGGUGUGCAGUGGUCUGUAUCAUGUUUUACUCCUGGUAAUCCAUGUGUCCAUAUCCUAUUUUCUAAUAAUGGGUAACAUAAUGGGUGAAAAUAUACUGUGUCCUGUGGUGUAGGCAGUCUAAAGUAGACAUUUACGAUCACUAGUCACACUAAUGUUAACAUUAAUAGUAUUUCAACAAUAUAUCUCUUUAACUGUAUCUGCAUUCAUGUCAGCUUUCGUUCUGAGUCUGUAGAAAAUACAGAGAAAUGUCUUCAUUCAUCAAGUUCUUUAAAAAGCAUCCUAUUGAAAGUGUGCACUUAAACUGUGUUUUUUUGUUUGACCCUGUCCUGCCAGUGGAGUCCACUCCGAAACAUAUCAAGUAGAUUUAUAUAGAAAUGAUUGUAUUGUGCUAAGCAGUUACGGUGCUAAUAAGAACAUUUAUUCCAUUGCGAUGCUAGCAGUUUUCUGCCACUCUCUAUGUGCAAUGGUGUUAAAAAGAAGAAAAUAUUUUCCCAUCCUCAUACAUAAGUCAUAACAGUCAGUUUUGUAGCUAGAUUAAAAAAAAAAAAAGAGCAAGUAUUUCUUCUUUAAAGCACCACAGUGCAGUGCAGAUAGAUAUUGUAGACACUUACACAAAACUACUGCAGACACGACAAGUACAAUGUCCUUGUUGGCAAUACUAGCAUGAUAAAUUAGCUGUCUGGAGCAGAGUGUACAGAUGAGGAGGUGUGAGAGAUGGACAGAUUUAAGGAAUAAAGCACUGGCUAAAGAGCACUAAUAGUCAAAUAGCAUUGUGGUAAUUUUAGAAAAUGUUAGCCUGUGAAAACAGACCUACAUGUCGAUAAAUGAAGUAUAAAAAAAAUGGGGGGAAAAAGUAUAAAUAUUGGAUGUCACUGAAGAGCACACAGAUUAAUAUGCAAGUCAGGGUGAAUUUCCUGAAAUACAGAAACUUAUAAAUAGGUUUACAUAAAUAGCAUACUGAAACACACUAGAAAAAGCUUGUGUAGACACUGUAUAUGGCCUUGACUACACCACAGACAGGGUAUACUCCCUCCUUACUGUGUGGAGAAUGUUGGUGCACAGAGCUGAUGUGUAGUCUGGUCUGCACACCUGCUUUUAGAUUUUUAACGAGUAACUACCAUUGAUCACCAUAUCAUCAUUGAUCCAGCUUGAUUUUAUUCAGCUUGUUUCUUUUGUUUGUGUUCUUCACUAAACUGGCACUCUUUACAUCUUUACAUGUCUUAUAGCUUUAGUAAUAAUGCUCUGUAACUGAGUGAGUGCAAGCCUCUGUUAGGAACAAAGUGACUAGGCUACUGUACAUGGUGGUUUGAAUGACAGCACUAUUCUCACUGUCAUUCACUGUAUAUGUGCGCGCGCGCACACACACACACACACACACACACACACACACACACACAUAUUUGAUUAGCAUUUAAUUCUUAUUCUGGAAACAGGUAGAUGACCUGCUUUUCACACACACACACACACACACACACACACACACACACACACACACACACACACACACAUUGGCUUGCACAAUAUGAACAGACUUGGCCUUCUUUCCUACAGAAAUUAGCAUGAAAAAUUGCUGAAUGACAUUAUAACACCUACCCCUAUCCCCCCUCUCUAUCUCUGUAAAAGAGAUUUUUUUAUCACCUUCAACCCCCUUAACUGCAUGCAGGGAUACACACUCACCAAUCCAUUCAAUUACAACUCCUUAUAGAUAUAGGUUGGCAGAAGUACAUAUUAUGUUGUUAGAUAUUUGCCAUUAUCAUUACAACUCAUUCAAGGCUAAUUAUUUGCAUGUUUGUAUUUUUAGAAUUGUGUUUCUGCUAACGUUUGCACUAUUUUGGCUGGUUAAAAUAUGGGUUUGUUUAAUAAAAAAAAUAAAUACAAUAAAAUGCCCACAGCUUGGGCUACUAAUGAUAAUUGAUGUAGAAUAUUUUAUGUUGGAUGUUUUUAAGACUAUGUUACAUUUUUUGUACUGGAAUGAAGUCUGUUUACAGCCCCAUUAAAAGCUUUUUGAUUUGACUCAA
Molecule: messenger RNA, 5943 nt
Organism: Silurus meridionalis
Lineage: Eukaryota; Metazoa; Chordata; Actinopteri; Siluriformes; Siluridae
Product: protein O-GlcNAcase
Exons: 17
Coding region: 673-3069 (798 amino acids)
Biological process (GO): glycoprotein metabolic process
Molecular function (GO): beta-N-acetylglucosaminidase activity
Source: RefSeq, a predicted model, not a curated record